Messenger RNA from Vanessa tameamea, 662 nucleotides. RefSeq lists its product as uncharacterized. Bases 115 to 591 code for a protein of 158 amino acids. NCBI's taxonomy places the organism in Eukaryota, Metazoa, Arthropoda, Insecta, Lepidoptera, Nymphalidae. The record is from RefSeq and is a predicted model, not a curated record. The transcript is spliced from 5 exons.
UCUAUUCGUGCAAAAUAUUAAAUCAAUUGUGUGCGUAAAAUGAAAAUAAAAAACCCGUUCAUUCUUUGAUGUUCAAGCGAUAUUACCGAAAAUGGAUGAAAAAUUUCGAUAACAAUGUUGUUUAACGCCCCGGGAGCCGAAAACCGUUUGUUGAAAAGGAAUUUGUUAAACUCUCUAUUGUUGGCAACAAGAGUGAUUGAAGGUGUAGCAAGAGAUAUGUACGGUUGCAAUAAUAAUUGUCAGUGGCAGAAGACUAUUCUUGGACACACGCUUACAAUGUCUCGAAGACCAUGUUUGGAAGCCUGCGACAGCGGCACUAAGAAUGCUAUAACCGCCUUUAGAUCUUGGCUUCAAGCCCAUGAAGAAGCUCAGGUAAUGAUUGCCAGUAUUUUGGUGGUUGUUGGUCUGUGGUGGCUCGUCCGGACUGUGCUGGCGCUCUUGAUAAACCUCAUUUGUCCCGUUUUCGUUGUGCUACUCGCUGUGGUUUGUAUUCCUCAACUCCGUGCUCCCUUACUUGGUCAAAAUUACCCUCUACUGGCGAACAUUAUGAGGGACAUACUAUUGAAGAUGGCUGAAAAUAUUAAAUCCUAGAAAAGUGUUCUUUGUAAAAUAUGUAUUUUUUAAGUUCUAUAAACAUUCAAGUUAUUAAAGGUCAACAAUAA